UAAUUUUUAAAGCAGGGAAUUCUUGGCCUGAGAUUUGCUGGUGAGGAGGACAUAGCUACAGGAUUCACUUUCAGGGCUGGAAGGAGCUGAAUAAAGAGAUGAGCUGAAAAAAAAGAACAAGUCAACCUGUGUCUGAGAUUGUGGGAGAACUAUAGUGGUUAUGUAAGGAGGUGGGGAUGGGAACACAGGCCUCCCGGGACAGGAGCACUGGGAAACUAUACUCCUAAUGGGGGAGAAAGACACAGAAAACUGAGAAAUCUGAUACAUGGACAGACAACUGUAUUUAUUGUAAACCAUUAGUCCCCCGAUUAGAAAAAAAGUGAGAGGUGAGCUGUGAAGGCAGUGGACACAGCACAUGCAAAGGGUCGUCUACAACGUGGGACUUUGCAUCUGCUUGUUUGACAUCACCAAGCUGGAGGAUGCCUAUGUAUUCCCGGGGGAUGGUGCAUCGCACACAAAAGUUCACUUCCGUUAUGUCGUGUUCCACCCGUUCCUGGAUGAGAUUUUGAUUGGAAAAAUCAAAGGCUGCAGUCCAGAGGGAGUGCAUGUCUCUCUAGGGUUCUUCGAUGACAUUCUCAUUCCACCAGAGUCCUUGCAGCAGCCAGCCAAGUUCGAUGAGGCGGAACAGGUGUGGGUGUGGGAGUACGAGACGGAAGAAGGGGCGCAUGACCUGUACAUGGACACUGGGGAGGAGAUCCGAUUCCGAGUGGUGGAUGAGAGCUUUGUGGACACGUCCCCGACAGGGCCCAGUUCGGCAGAGGCCACCACCUCUUCUAGUGAGGAGCAGCCGAAGAAGGAGGCUCCGUAUACACUUGUGGGAUCCAUCAGUGAACCGGGCCUGGGCCUUCUCUCCUGGUGGACCAGCAACUAGUCCUGGGGUGGGCAGUGGACCUGGCGCAGGCCUCAGGGAGGUGAGACUGCAGCCCUGAGGACACCGGCAGCUACAGCAGAGGAGCACUGUCCUGACUGGGAGCUGAAGGGCCCCAGGAUGCCCCAGCUUGUUCCUCCGUCCUGCCUGCUCCUGCCAGAGCUCCACCAGUGCAUGGACUUCUGCCUCAGUGACAGUAAAGAUGUUUAAUAAACUGGCCACCCUUGUC
Erinaceus europaeus (western European hedgehog) is the source of this 1097-nucleotide messenger RNA. It is a transcript of the gene POLR3H, whose product is annotated as RNA polymerase III subunit H. Gene Ontology annotation, molecular function: DNA-directed RNA polymerase activity; DNA binding. Gene Ontology annotation, biological process: transcription initiation at RNA polymerase III promoter; DNA-templated transcription. Gene Ontology annotation, cellular component: RNA polymerase III complex. NCBI's taxonomy places the organism in Eukaryota, Metazoa, Chordata, Mammalia, Eulipotyphla, Erinaceidae. Bases 356 to 871 code for a protein of 171 amino acids. The record is from RefSeq and is a predicted model, not a curated record. The transcript is spliced from 6 exons.